Molecule: messenger RNA, 1920 nt
Organism: Hemibagrus wyckioides
Lineage: Eukaryota; Metazoa; Chordata; Actinopteri; Siluriformes; Bagridae
Gene: fgfbp2a
Product: fibroblast growth factor binding protein 2a
Exons: 2
Coding region: 204-1070 (288 amino acids)
Biological process (GO): cell-cell signaling
Molecular function (GO): growth factor binding
Source: RefSeq, a predicted model, not a curated record
UCAUUGACAGUCCUCAGGCGACCAUGCGGGUCAGGGGGAGGGGGUCUUCUCUUCCCUGGUGAGAAUACACGUUUCCAUACUUUUUUUUUCUGGCCUUAAAGCCUUCUUUGUGAGCGGUGACCAUAAAUACCAGCCCAUGGGCGCUCAGUCUGCUCACAGCCUGCUGCAGUCUGCUGUCUCAUACUUCGUCUUCAGCUUGCAGCAUGCAGAUCUUGAGCUGUGUACUCGUCUUGUCCUGCUGCGUUUGGGCAGCUGUUGCAAACAACCAGGAUGGACAAAACGCUGCUGAAGCGGGAAGGAGUAAAAUCACCUGGGAAGAACCCAUCCAGUUUGUUACGAAAACUAAGGACCGAUGCUCUAUGACGUUGACAGGACAUGGAGAGCUGACCAGGCUGCGCGUCUCCUGCGUGGGUCAGGAAGCUUCUUACUGGUGCGAGUAUGAGGGCAAGCCGGACGUCUGCCGCAACUACAACACCAACCCUCGCCACUUCUUCACACAGAUCAUGUGGGAGCUGCGCAAGUUGAACAGCGCCUGCCAGGGCCCACGAAUCCUCAAGCCUACCAUGUGUAAGAAAGCGUCGGAUGAAUCUCAGAUGGUCAUCACCGCUAGUUCCUCGUCCACUGUGGUACAGGCACCACUAAAACCACAAACCACACAAACCACAGCUACCAAGCAGGAGCAACCUAAACCUGAGCAGGCAAAACCUGAACCAUCUAUGAGCGCACCACGUUCUGAUCAAGCCAAGCCAGAACAGAAACCAAAUGCUGCAAAGCAAAAGCCAAGUAGACAAAAGCCUGCGAAACCUCAACCAACAAGACCUCCACCUGCCAGACCCACAAAGGCCAAAACAGAACUGGUCAAAGCAGAGGCAGUGAAACCUGUGGCAUCUAAACCAGGGACCAAAACAACAACAACGUUAAAGAAGAUCUUGGCACCAAAGGCAGCUACACAAGCACCUACAACAACCACUCCAGCACCCACGAGGUCAGCCGAGAGUCUGGCACAGCAGUACUGCUGGCAUGGCAUGCAGGACUUCUGCACCAAAGUCAUCGGCUGGUUCACAAAAUAAAUUUCUUGUUUCUUAUUAUCCCUCAGAUAAAUCCAGCUGGAAGAAGAACGUCACAAAGAAAAUCCUCACACAGUAGCCUGGAGCGAUUCUGUGGAAAGGCGAGAUCUCAUAGAAAGCAGAAGAGUGUACAGUGUAUGAAAUGGAAGAGAUUUCCGAUGGAUGUGUCGUGAAAACCCUCCGUCAUCAUACAUAGAUGUCAGCUGCACAGACCUUGAUUCCACUGUACCAACCUAAUGAAUUUUGUCUAAUGUAUUAAACAGGAUUUUUUUUAAACCUUAUGAUACCUCUCAGGUACGUCUCAUCCAGACAGAUUUUAGGAUUUGUUAUAAAUGUACAGUUAGACACACCUCUUCAGAGGCUUAGACAAAUACAGGGACUGAAUUGUUUUGUUCGCUAUACAAAUUAACCAGAUUACUUUUUUACUAAAGUAACCAGAUUAGUUUACUAACUAGUGUAGAAGAUGCAUACUUCACUGAAUGGUGAAACCAUGUAUGAAUGUCUGCAAGUAUGAUGAAUAAAUGUUGACAUUUUUUUAUAUAUAUAUAUUUGUCUAUGGUUGGUGAAACGUACAGCAGAGGGCACUGGUGGGUUGUUAGCCGAAAAUAAAGAAGGAGUGCAAAUUUUAAUUGAAAAGAAGUGUUUGUAAUGAGGACUUUAAUCUCAUUAACAUGAACUAAUUAUAAUAUAAGAUUCUAUAAUGUAAUAGUGUUAUUAUAUAUGGUGGCGUCCAAAAGGCUGAGACAGUGACUUGGAUGAAAAUAUACAUCACAGAUUGGCUUGUUGCUGAUGAAUAUGGAGGGUCCCAUGGUUUAUUCCCAUGUUUUAUCUAUCUAUCUAUCUAUCUAUCUAU